AUGGGGGACGAGUCCCGGCAGGAUUCGUUCAACUCUUAUAUCCCCAUAUGGGACGGCAAUGCGGGGUCGAUGCGCAAGUUCAAGAAAUCCGUGACGUUGUGGCUGGCAGGCCUGGACUUGGAGCGCACGGCGUCGUACAACUUAGCCGCCCGUUUUCUUCUUCGGCAGACCGGCGCCGCAAGGGCGCGUGGUGAGGAAGAAGAUAUAGAUACGUUGGCUCACCGACCGGCGGUGGCUGACGUCGUGGGGACGGAGAUCCAGGCUGCCGACUACACGCACGGUGUGUGGCACCUGGUGAAGUGUUUCGAGGAGCUGUGUGGGAAGACAGCUUCCGAAAAGCGAGGAGAGCUCCGGCAGAAGCUCUAUGUGAGCUUGCGCCGCGGCCCCAGUGAGCCGGUCACGAACUUUGCGUCGACCUGGAGAACACUGGUAGCCGAAUGCAUUGCCGAAGGCAUCCCGGUGACCCCUGUCGAGUCUGGAUGGCUCUUCAAGGAGAGGCUUGCCCUUACGGAAAUGCAGCGGCAGGUGGUGGAGACCGCCACCGGCGAGGAACCGGAGUUCGCCGUGGUGGAAAGAGAGGUGCUGCGACUCUUCCGAAGGGUGCACCUCACACGGAGUGAGGCGGCCGGUGGAAGCCACCUUCGCUCCUGGCGCCAGGCCUUUGUGACCGAGGAACGCUACGAGGACGAGACGGAGGAGUAUGAAGACGAGCCUGAAGGAGAGACUGAAGCGUACGAGACAGCAGCUGAGGAAGAGGACGGCGGUGAAGCAGCCGCCGACGAGCUCGAGACCGAGCUAGAGGCGAUGGCCGCAGCACUGGAUGAAGGAGACGACCUGCCGCCAGAGGUGGCGGAAGAAGCGGCCGCGCAUCUGGAGAAUGCGGGGGAAGCUUUGGUGACCCUGCGGGAAGCAAGGCGGCAGAUCGCCGCCAUCCGCAAGGACCGUGGGUACAAAGCCCCCGGAGCCGUCGGCAGCGCCGGCGGAGGAGGACGUGGAACCGCGCCCGGGAAGGGCGCCGGCAGAGGAGUGUGCCACAACUGUGGUCAAGCAGGUGGCCGCUCUCCCAAGCACGUCCACUACACGGAGACUGAAGCCAACGUGGUGGACUUCAUGGACCAUGGUGCCAGCGUAGAAGUGGAUGAGUUUGAGGUGAUGAUGACGCUGGCGGAGGCACUUGAGGUGUCGAGCCUCCCGAAGAGGGGCUCCCCACCCACGUUGCUGGGCGCCAUGGACUCGGCGUGCAACCGGACCUGUGCCGGACCGGAGUGGAUCAAGCAAGCUUUGGCAGCUAUCCCUCCGGAGUACCUCAGCUUGGUCGUGGAAAACCACGAAGCUGAGAGGUUCAGGUUCGGCAACAACCAGACACUGGUGAGCAGCAGGAGGGUGCGUAUCCCUUGCUGUCUGGAAGGACAGGUGAUGCUGCUCUGGGUUUCGGACGUGCCAAACCCGAAGCUUGGCUGUCUGGUGGGCCGAGACUGCAUGGAGGCACUUGGCGCUGUGUUGGACUUCGAGGACCACAUGGCCCGGUUCAAGACCUUGGGUCUGGGACCUCUGAGGCUGCCCCAGCUGAGGGCUGGACACCUGGGUCUCCCUCUUUUCCCGAAGGCAGGUUGGCCAGCGGUCGGAGGCCUUCGCUCCUUUAAGCCGCUAGGCAGAAACGGUGUGGUCGAGCUACAGCUCGGCUUCGGAGCGUGGAUGCGUCUGCGCACAAAGGCGGCUUGGCAGCUGAUGCUUACGGUGUCUGAGUCGUUUGUGUCAGAGCAGGCUGUGGUUGACUCGAGGGCUGCACUCACGUCGACGAGCGUCCCAGUGAGCAAGCCUACCUCCAAACCCGCAGCCGUUUUGCUCGAGAGCCCCAAGACGACGCAGACCCCUAGUGUGAGCCAUGCUCCGCGACCUGGGUCGCAGGUCCGUCGGAAAAUGGCGAAGAAUGGUGGUGCGUUUGCGCGAGCGUUUGGCCUGGCACUGGCAGGGCUUACUGCUGUGGCUGGUGCGCAUGCCUCAACUGCGCUUCGCCCCCUUCCCGUGGAAGUCGGUAACCGGCCCGACGGAAUGGCAAGAACAGUCCGAGGGCAUGGUGCGACGAGGAGCGUGCACACCCGCGCUGUGGAGAACCGCGUGUUCUCAGGAGUGAGUGAGGAACAAGUGCGGUUGCAGCGAAUGCAGCUGGAGGAAGCCAAGAAGGCACAAAGCGAAGUGAAGGAGGUGCGCGAGGAGCGCAUGCGGGCGCUGUUGGGGCCAAGGGGAGGCCUACCGCGCCUGCGAGCCGAGUUGCUCGAGCUGGCGGUGCUGUUGCGGGUGGACAUCGAGGAGAAGGACACUGUGGAAACGAUCCGCAAAAAGGUGACGCCGGUGGCCCGCGCAAUCGCGCUGCCGCCUCCACCGUCACAGGCCAGCUCAAGCUCGGAAGUAACGCGGCCAAAAGCUCCCUCCAGGACCGCAGGACCGAUGGGGUCGGGUUCGGACUUCGGGCCACCAACCCGCCUGGCCGCUCCACCCAUGGAGGAGGAGACGGUGCCAUCGGACGACAGCUUCAGAAUGAUCACGUCGGAGGAGCUGGUCGUGGCACAGGCCACGGCCAAGGCGCUGCGGCAGGCCAGUGCGUCGGCCUCGCCGGCAGCAGUGCAUGAAGCACUCCAAGUGCUAGCGAAUGCAGAGGAGGCAGCUGCAUUCCACGACUGCUUUGUGCAAGCAGCUGAUUCGGAAGUCGCUGCUCAUUUUGAGCGGCGUGGGCACGGAACCCGUGCUUACUGUCCGGAUGCCUACGGCCACGUCGGCGUAUUCCGUGCCAAACGCGGCGCGGUGGACCGUCAAGCGCUCGAGAACUGGAUGGUUGGUGCUGCCAGUCUGCGAGCGGAGGACCGGCCGGUUGUACUUUGUCUGGUUGGCCCGGCGCAAACCUGGCGCAAGGCGGUGCAACCAUGGCUCGGGCCAGACCUGGGUCUGGAAGCCGUUGGUACCGCAGGUCUUGUCCUUAGCAACCUGCCGGCCGUCCUGGAUGGUGCCCGCGAUGGGCGCUAUGCCACCUUCUGGCACCUUCGACGUGCCCUUCCGCGACUUUUCGAGCGACGUUUCGACUCCUUUCACUCUACCCUGGCCGUCGACCAACAAAACAAUUUAGAUGGGGGUGAGAGUCGUGCGUUCGAAAACUCGCCGGACACUGCAGGGGAACCGCCUGCUGGAGGCCUACCGUUUCCCUUUCGUGCGGUCGAAAACUCACCGGACACUGCAGGGGAACCGCUGGAAGGUCAGGAAGAGCAGGAGGAAAUGGACGCCCUGGUCAAGGACGCGCCUAAGCCGACGAAGGAGAUCGUGCAGGCCGUGGCAAAGCUUCACCGGAACACGGGCCAUGUCUCCAAGCGAAGACUGGCCAGAGCUUUGGCUGUUUCCGGGGCCCCGCCCGUGGUUAUCAGAGCCGCUCUGGAGCUUCGUUGCGAGAUUUGUGCCGAGGAGGCACGGCCGAAGACGCGGAUGCCCGCGAGCCUUCCAAGGGCUUCGCACUUUGGAGACCGGGUGCAUGGUGACUUGUUCAGCUUCAAGGACGGAGCUGGACAAACUCGGUGGGUGGCCCACUGGGUGGACGUGGCAACGCGCUACCAGGCGUGUUCCCUUCUCCGAAGCAAAACUGCUCAGGAGGUCGGUGCCACUCUUGCAGAGUGGACGCGGAUCUUCGGAGCGCCCAAGACGCUGGUGGUGGAUAUGGGACCGGAGUUCGUGGCUGAGUCCUUCCAGGACCUCUGUGACUUCUACGACACGGUUCUACACCAUAUACCGGUCGAGGCGCCUUGGAGAAACGGCGUGGCCGAGCGAGCAGGAGCUUCUACUAAAGCGGUGCUUCAGAGGCUGGUGAAGGAGUACCUGCCGGUGACUGAGGUUGAUGUGUCUCAGGUUGUGACCGCCGCGGCGGGCGCAUACAAUGACGACAUCAACGACUCGGGCUACUCGCCUUCCCAGGCAGUCUUUGGACGACAGCCCAAGAGCUUUGCAGACUGCUUAGACCCGGGUCUGGCCCAGACGGCGCUGACCAACGAGCCUUCGUUCUGCCGGGCCUUGGCGAUCCGGGAAACCGCGAGAGUGGCUAUGCUUCGGCUGCACUACUCGCAGGCGAUGAGCAAGGCCUUGCUGGCCCGCUCAAGAGCCCCACACCCUGAGCACUACAAUGCGGGUGACGUGGUGUACUUUUACCGGCGACAGAAGUCGAAGCCUGGAAAGAAGCUGCAGCUGAAGGCUUGGCAUGGGCCAGCCUUGGUCGUGGCCAUGGAAGGGCCCGACGAGAACCAGCUGAGCGCCCACAUAGCGCACCGGGGCAACGUGAUGAAGGUUGCCAUUCAGCACCUGCGGAAGGCCUCAGCCCUGGAAAGGCUGGCGGCCACUGACUGGGCCCCUGCCCUGCAGACCGUGCUCAACGAGGUGACAGACGCCCCGGAGCCGGUGCCUACGGAGACAACCGCGGACCCCGCGGACACACCUGCGGAGGAAGUUCCCGCCGGUAAUGAGUCAGGACCGUCGCCAGUGGUGGUAGUGGUCCCCGGCCCCGGUGGAGGAAGCCAACCUUCCUUGAGCCUGCCCCCAGGUUCGAGAAGGCCCUCGUUGUCGUCACUGGCGCCGUGGGAAAAGGAGUCGCACAGUGUCUACCCACGAGUUUGUGAGGAGCGACCCGCUUCGAAAGCCAAACCCCUCGGGGAGCCUGUGGUGGGCGAACCGAUGGAUGGUACAUCCGAGGCCUUGGGCCUACGUGAAGCUGCUGUGGAAAGCGCGGCGCCCAGUGCGCCGGAACUGGUUCCCAUACUAGAGGAAACCGUGGGAGAGAGCCCGGAAGCCCAGAGCUCUCCUGUGGACGAGUCGACCUCGGCUCCUGUGAGCCCCUUUGACCACCCUUUGGUGAGGCUCAUGGAACAGGUGGUGGAGGACCGCCACACUGGGUAUGAGGACAUGCGCUGUGGCACGUGGGACGGACGCUGGCCCACGCCCAGCGAGGUCCAAAGGAAGCGGCUACAAGCCACCGGGGAUCUCAUGACCCUUCCGGUGGAGAGUGAGGCCUGCCUCGCUUCUGCGGGGAAGGAGAUCACCUGGAGCCGCCUGGACGUCAAGACCAAGGACGCUUUUCAAAAGGCAGCUGACGAGCAGUGGCAGAAGUGGACCGAAAACGGCUCAGUGCAGGAACUGAGUGUGGAGGAAAGCCGCCGUGUGCAGGCGGACCUCAAGCGGAGUGGGAAGUCCGGCGACUUGCUCACGCCUCGGUGGGUUCUGACAGACAAGAACGCGGCACUGUCAACCCCGGGGAAUCCGCUUCCAGCCAAACCCUCAGCGAGACUGGUGGUGCCGGGGUUUAAGGACACGGCACACCUUGAGGGACGGCUGAGAACAGAUGCCCCCACCGCCUCGAGGAUCGCGAUCCUGCUCUUGUGCGCGGUGGCGGCACACUUCCCGUCCUGGGAGCUGGUGUCGGCGGACGUCAGAGCUGCCUUUCUCAAAGGCGAUGCUUACAUGGCGGGAUCCCGCACCUUGUACAUGCAGCAACCAGACCGGCGGAAGGGUCCCUCUCUGCCAGGCGUGAGGUUCGGUGUGAUCUUCCGCGUCCUGAAGGGAGUCUUUGGACUCGCGGAUGCGCCACGGCAAUGGUAUUUGCGUCUGUGUCGCACUCUUCAGGAGCAUGGAUGGGUCAAGAGUGCACUUGAUGGUGCUCUCUUUUAUCUUCGUGCCCCCUCUGGCGAGCUUUUGGCUCUGAUGGUGGUGCACGUGGAUGACCUGCUCUUUGCCGGGUGCAAAGCGGCCCUGGAGAUCCUCCGAAAGAUCGGGAAGGAACUGGGAUUCGGUGCGCUCUCGCACUCGGAUUUCCAGUACUCAGUACUGUGGACGCCGAAUCCGAUCAGCAUGGUUGAGUACCACGAGAACCUCCACGUGCCCGUUGUCUCACGCGCCGACCGCAAGGACUUGGAGCGAGCGCUCGGUCCCAGCGAGGUCCGACGGCUGAGGACCGUCGUAGGCAGCCUGCAGUGGUUAGUCAGCCAACUGCGCUUCGACCACGGCUUCGCCUUGAGUUCUUUACAGAGCGAGCAGCCGCCCACCGUGGGAACCUUACUGAAGGCGGCGCAGCUUGCCCGGGAGCUCAAGAACGACGCCCACUUUACCCUUACGUACCGCCCGGUCGACGUGUGGAAAGGUGGACUAGUGACUGUAUCGGAUGCAGCGCUGGGAAACGUGAAUGCCGACAAGACAGUCAAGGGGAACCUCAAGCUGUUCUCCCAGGGCUGUUACGCCGUGCUACUUGCCGACGAGGAGUUGGUGAAGGGCCGCCGUGGGGUGUUCAACCUCCUCAACUUUCGGUCGCACAAGAUCGCCCGGGUCUGCCGUUCGUCUUACGCGGCGGAAACCUUGGGAGUCGAGGAAGCGCUCGACGCAGGGGAACUGUGUCGCGCGUUCCUGGCGGAAGUCCGAGGAGCGUCCCUCCUGCGGGACCGUCGGUCCGUCUACAGCGUGCCGUUGGUGGCAGUCACCGAUGCCAAAGACGUGCAUGACCGCUGUAGCAACGACCUUGGCUUUGGCGCCCAAAAGAGCUUGGUACUGACGUUGGCUUCGCUUCGUCAACAGCUCAGGGAGCCGAAUACGGCCAUGAGAUGGACCCACACCGACAACUUGUUUGUCGAUGGAGGUACGAAAGAGAUGGAUUCCGGAGCUCUGCGUACUGUGCUGUCCCGUGGGACGUGGAGUAUAGAGCACGAACCGGAGUUCGUCAAGUCCAAGAAGGGCAAAAAGAAGCCGGCUCCAACGACGGAGAGUGUGGACCAGGCCCUGCCUGGAGAGCCUCUGCCAGACGGCGACCUGAAGAACUACGUCACCAGGCUAGCCCGGCAACCCGGCUGGCACUCGGAAGACGGUGUCUUGGUACAGGUGGCUGAAGGAGCUAAAAGCUUCAGAUGCCCGGAGCCCCGAGCCUCAAGGCUUGCGAAGCCUCUUCGGACUACGAUCGGCCUCUUCGAAGUCGGCAAGGGACAGAUGCAGUGGCGUAUCCUCGAGCUUGAUGCUUUGUACAGUGAGGAGCCACAGCCUAAUGGCAAGCUACCCCGGCCUUCUGUGACUUUGGUCACCUUCUUUCAGGGCCAAAAUCUGCAUCCCGUCGCUGAGGAUGGUGUGAAGGACAAGUUCGGCAGAUUCCUGGUCUUCUGGAUCGCGCAGGGCAUGUGGGUGAUGCUGAUCUCCAUGCCGAACCUUUUCAUCAACUCGUCCAGCGUGAGCAGGCCCCUCAACUGGUUCGACUGGCUUCUUGUGGCUGGUUUCGCCUAUGCAGUUGCCGUCGAAAUCUUGGCGGACAUCCAGAAGGCCAACUGGGUCUCGGCUGGCCGACCCGGCGGCUUCUGUCAGGUCGGUGUUUGGAGCCUCUCCCGGCAUCCGAACUACUUCGGCGAAAUAUUUCAGUGGUGGUGCGCCUUUGCGCUGGCAUACAAUAGCUCAGAGGCUUCCUCCGGCUACAUGGAUCCCCUCUGGUGGGCUUGCAUCUUGUCCCCCUUAUUCACGAUGCACAUUCUGCUGAACAUUGGUGCAACUGGUAUUUCCAAUGCGGAGGGUAAGAACCUCAAGCGCUAUUACGAGAAGUGCCCUGAGGAGUAUGCAGAGUACCGGAAGAAUACCUCCAUUCUCAUUCCGAUGGUGGGCUACAGACAUAUUCCGCUGAGCGUCAAGAGGACGCUGCUUUUCGAGUUCGAGCGCUAUGAAUAUCGUCCUGGAGGAGGGUCUGAAGUCAAGACAGACUGA
Symbiodinium sp. CCMP2592 is the source of this 7752-nucleotide messenger RNA. The record is from the annotation of a GenBank genome assembly. NCBI's taxonomy places the organism in Eukaryota, Dinophyceae, Suessiales, Symbiodiniaceae.